AUGUCGACGUCCGAUGAAGUUCUCACUGCCGAACAACUUGAGCGCAUCGAACGUAAUCGACAGCGAGCGCUUCAGCUUCGCGCAAGUUCGACUAAAGUCUAUCAGUCACAAACAACUAAGACCGCCACCCCUUCGACUACUCGUAAACAACAAAUCGAUUCCCAUGCCGGUUUCUUUCUCGAUGAAGAUCCCACGUCCGUCGACAACCGUCCGGUCACCUACGAAACAGUUCCUAUCAUCCAUCAAUCAAAACCGGAUCAGCUGGAUGUGCUCGGCAUGCCGUGUGAUGAAUGUCAAAUGACAUUUUUAACUUCGUACUUACAUAAGAACUUCAAUGAACCGAUUUGCGACACAUGUCGAGAAAAAUAUUCGAUUAAUGACGAACAGGAUGAUAUCACCGACGAACAAACCAUUCGAUACAGUUUAAUUACCCGAACAUCCGCAAAGGAGAAAUAUCUGUUGACUGACUACGAUUUAGAUAAACGUGAACCGUUGUUGAAAUGUAUCGAAAAGAAAAAUCCGCACAACCGUCGAUGGGGUGUAAUGCGUCUUUAUCUUCGCUGUCAAAUUCAAAGGUUAAGCGAUCAAAUACACGAAGGCAAAACCGAAGAAAAAGUGCUUGAACGCGAAGAGAAAAAGUCGGAGAACAAACGCAAGAAAUAUGAGAAACAAGUCGAGCAACUACGACUAGAUAUCCAUCUUUUUCAUUCACGUACGUCGAACGUUGGAAUAAAACCAUCAACAAUGAUGGAAACUGGUGAUUACAAUUCAAUGGGUUCCAAUCGUACAACUAAUGAUGAUCAACAACAACAACAACAACAGCAGCAGCAGCAACAACAAGAGGGAAGAAAAAACCGAAGAGUUGACUAUCGAUUUUUAAUUCCGUCUCGCGAUGCUGGAGCAAUCAUUGGUAAAGGUGGUAAAACCAUUCAAGAUCUCCGUCUAAAGCAUCGUUGUCAAAUUCAAAUGGCUGAUUGUGAAUCACCGGAACGUGUUUUAAUCGUCAAUGGGGACCAGAAUGAUGUACUCAAUUGUGUGUCUGACAUUCUUUCAAGUAUCUACGAAAAUCAUCAACGAACUUCAAAAUCUGACCAGAGUGAAAUUCGUGCGUUGAUUCAUCAAUCCCAAGCCGGAGCAUUGAUUGGUAAAGGUGCAUCAAGAGUCAAAGAAUUCCGAGAAAAACAUAACAUCGAUGUGAAAAUCUAUCCUCAAUGUUGUCCUGGUGGUUCGACAGAACGAUGUAUUUCCAUGCGAGGAAACAAAGACGAUGUCAUUAGAUGUUUAACUGAGGUUUACGGUGUACUCGAUGGCGUACCACCACGUGGACAAUAUCGGUACUACGAUGCCUCGACUUACAAUGGUUAUAAUGUUUCGGAUUAUGGUGGAUAUUCGGAUAAUCAACAACAGUCUCGAGGAAAUAACCCGUACGGACAAUCUCAGGGCUAUCCUCAAUAUGACGGCGGAUAUAAUUCCAUGGUCCAUCAACAGAAUGGACCUGUGACAACCACUCAAGUAACCAUUCCAACGGAUUUAGCUGGUAUUGUCAUCGGAGCAAAAGGUUCGAAAAUCUCUCAAGUUCGUCAAGAAUCAGGUGCAUCAAUAAAAAUCGAUUCCGAACCCAUGCCAGGCACCAAUGACCGAUUAAUAACAAUAACAGGUAAUCCAAAUCAAAUUCAACAAGCCCAAUUCCUUCUCCAACAAGCUGUUCGACAAUCAGGAUUAUGGAAUCAAUAA
Molecule: messenger RNA, 1734 nt
Organism: Adineta ricciae
Lineage: Eukaryota; Metazoa; Rotifera; Eurotatoria; Adinetida; Adinetidae
Source: the annotation of a GenBank genome assembly